UGAAGUAAGGAAGCAAAGAGGCUUGAUUGAUUUCCGAGAAGGAGGAGGAGGAGGAGGAAGGAGGCUGGAUCGUGGCGAGGACGCAAGACAAAGAGAGAGGUGCAGCAGUGGGGCUGAGAAAGGGUCAGGAGUUUGUAUUUGGGGGGUGAAAAGAGUGGGAGAUCCUCCCCCUACAUCUCCCCCGGGGAUUCAUGGGGGGUGAGUCGCAUGCAUGCAACCUAGGGGCAACAUUGGGGGCCGAACAGCUUCAGCGCUUCCAUUGCACGAUCCUGGUUGAAGCGCCCUCUCCCCCAGGAGUGGGUGUGGGAAGAGACGCCCUGGUGCAGAGGAGACUAAGAAGACAGUGUCGGGGCUAAGAAAGCCGGCCUACCUCACUGGGCUGCUGUGUGAGGACAAAAGGGGAGCAAGGGCACGUGUCCCCCUCCCCAAACGCCUUGGACAAGAAAGCAGAUCCCUCAAAAGAGAGGUCCGGUGACCUUUGAGGAGGAGGAGGAGGAGGAGGCAGCAGCUGUGCAUUUCACGGAGGAGGAGUGGAUCUCCUGGAUCCGGGCCAAAUCGCUCCGCACAGGGAAGCGAUGGAGGAGAAUUAUGAGAUUGGAGCCUCUUUCAAACCAGACCUCAUUUCCUGUUGGGAAGAAGGAGAAGAUCCGGUGAUGCAGGAACCCAAAGAAGAGGACGAGACCUCAACAGGAUACAUCUGGGGUGUCAAGGCUGAGGGAGAAACAUCUGACGUAUCACUAGAAAAAGAUGAGGAGCAGGACCAGAAACUGAGGAGUCAAGAUGGAGCAAAGAGACAAGAGGAGAGACAGACUCACACAGGGGACAAACCUUAUAAAUGCUUGGAGUGUGGAAAGAGCUUCCAGUGGAGAAACGCCCUUACAGUGCAUCAAAGAACUCACACAGGGCAGAAACCCUAUAAAUGCUUGGAGUGUGGAAAAAGCUUCGGUGACAGUAGCAACCUUACCUCGCAUCAAAGAACUCACACAGGAGACAAACCUUAUAAAUGCUUGCAGUGUGGAAAGACCUUCAGGUGGAGUAGUCACCUUACUUCACAUCAAAGAAUUCACACAGGAGACAAACCUUAUGAAUGCUUCGAGUGUGGAAAGAGCUUCAGUCAGAAUAGCACCCUUACUUCACAUCAAAGAAUUCACACAGGAGACAAACCUUAUGAAUGCGUCGAGUGUGGAAAGAGCUUCAGUCAGAAUAGCACCCUUACUUUGCAUCAAAGAACUCACUCAGGAGACAAACCUUAUAAAUGCAUCGAGUGUGGAAAGAGCUUCAGUCACAGUAGCAGCCUAACUUUGCAUCAAAGAAUUCACACAGGGGGCAAAGCUUAUAAAUGCUUGGAGUGUGGAAAGAGCUUCCAGUGGAGAAACGCCCUUACAGUGCAUCAAAGAACUCACACAGGGCAGAAACCCUAUAAAUGCUUGGAAUGUGGAAAGAGCUUCAGUCGGAAUGACUACCUUACUUUGCAUCAAAGAACUCACACAGGAGACAAACCUUAUAAAUGCAUCGAGUGUGGAAAGAGCUUCAGUCAGAGUGGCCACCUUACCUUGCAUAACAGAACUCAUACAGGGGACAAACCUUUUACAUGCUUAGAAUGUGGAAAGAGCUUCAGUCAGAAUAGCACCCUUACUUUGCAUCAAAGAACUCACUCAGGAGACAAACCUUAUAAAUGCAUCGAGUGUGGAAAGAGCUUCAGUUACAGUAGCAGCCUUACUUCGCAUCAAAGAAUUCACACAGGGGGCAAACCUUAUAAAUGCUUGGAGUGUGGAAAGAGCUUCAGUCAGAAUAGCACACUUACUUUGCAUCAAAGAACUCACUCAGGAGACAAACCUUAUAAAUGCAUCGAGUGUGGAAAGAGCUUCAGUCAGUGUAGCAACCUUACCUCGCAUCAAAGAACUCACACAGGAGACAAACCUUAUAAAUGCUUGCAGUGUGGAAAGACCUUCAGGUGGAGUAGCCACCUUACUUCACAUCAAAGAAUUCACACAGGAGACAAACCUUAUGAAUGCUUCGAGUGUGGAAAGAGCUUCAGUCAGAAUAGCACCCUUACUUUGCAUCACAGAACUCACUCAGGAGACAAACCUUAUAAAUGCAUCGAGUGUGGAAAGAGCUUCAGUCACAGUAGCAGCCUUACUUCGCAUCAAAGAAUUCACACAGGGGGCAAAGCUUAUAAAUGCCUGGAGUGUGGAAAGAGCUUCCACUGGAGAAACGCCCUUACAGUGCAUCAAAGAACUCACACAGGGCAGAAACCCUAUAAAUGCUUGGAAUGUGGAAAGAGCUUCAGUCGGAGUACCACCCUUACUUUACAUCAGAGAACUCACACAGGAGACAAACCUUAUAAAUGUUUGGAGUGUGGAAAGAGCUUCAGUCAGAGUGGCCACCUUACCUUGCAUCACAGAACUCAUACAGGGGACAAGCCUUUUACAUGCUUAGAGUGUGGAAAGAGCUUCAGUCAGAGUUGCAAACUUACUUUGCACCACGGAACUCAUACAGGGGACAAACCUUUUACAUGCUUUGAGUGUGGAAAGAGCUUCAGUCGGAGUUGCAGUCUUUCUUCGCAUCACAGAACUCAUACAGGGGACAAACCUUAUAAAUGCUUGGAGUGUGGAAAGAGCUUCAGGUGGAGUAGUGCCCUUACGCUGCAUCAAAGAACUCACAGAGGGGACAAACCUUAUGAAUGCUUUGAGUGUGGAAAGAGCUUCGGGAGUAGUAGCAAACUUACUUUGCAUCACAGAACUCAUACAGGGGACAAACCGUAUAAAUGCUUGGAGUGUGGAAAGAGCUUCACUCAGAGUAGCUACCUUACUUUGCAUCACAGGACUCAUAUAGGGGACAAACCUGAUAAAUACUUGGAGUGUUGAAAUACCUUUCGUCAGAAUGGCUACCUUAAGGCACAUCAAAGAAUCCGUUCAAGGGAAGAGAUGUAUAAAUGCUUUGAAUGUUGAAAAAGCCAGAAAUGUUGUUGAAAGGGGUGUGAUCCUGGUUGAAAUGUGUAGCAUGGGCUGCUUCAGAAGGUGGCUAUCUCCCCUUCCUGUAAAGAGUUUUAAGCAGAGGCUGGAUGCUCCCCCCACCUGUCCCCAGGGACGGAUUCACCACCCCAACUCAGGGAUAGGCUAGAUGACCUUUGAUGUCCCUUCCAGGACUAAAAGAGGAAUAAAAGGGACCCUCCUCCUGUGUCAUUCAGAGCAGUCUAGGACUGAAGGAUGCACAUCCAGCAUCUACACCAAUGGAAGUAGGAUACUUGAAACCAGACCAGAACAAUCAACCCUGGGAAGACAACGAAAGGUACAGACAAGCUAUAGGAAAACUCUUAUACAUCAGCACAGUAACCAGACCAGGAGAGAGACCUCGGGGUUGUAGUGGACAGCACGAUGAAAAUGUCGACCCAGUGUGCUAGCGAUAAUUAGGAAAGGUAUUGAAAAUAAAACAGCUGAUAUCAUCAUGCCGUUGUAUAAAUCUAUGGUGCGGCUGCAUUUGGAAUACUGUGUACAGUUCUGGUCACCUCAUCUCAAAAAGGAUAUUAUAGAGUUGGAAAAGGUUCAGAAGAGGGCAACCAGAAUGAUCAAGGGGAUGGA
Molecule: messenger RNA, 3581 nt
Organism: Rhineura floridana
Lineage: Eukaryota; Metazoa; Chordata; Lepidosauria; Squamata; Rhineuridae
Product: zinc finger protein 850-like
Exons: 4
Coding region: 576-2867 (763 amino acids)
Biological process (GO): regulation of transcription by RNA polymerase II
Molecular function (GO): DNA-binding transcription factor activity; RNA polymerase II cis-regulatory region sequence-specific DNA binding
Source: RefSeq, a predicted model, not a curated record